This is a messenger RNA of Parathielavia appendiculata, 1017 nucleotides long. RefSeq lists its product as uncharacterized. The transcript has 4 exons. The coding region runs from base 1 to 1017 and encodes 338 amino acids. Lineage: Eukaryota; Fungi; Ascomycota; Sordariomycetes; Sordariales; Chaetomiaceae. The record is from RefSeq and is a predicted model, not a curated record. Gene Ontology annotation, molecular function: protein binding.
AUGUCAAGGCAAUCCAACUCGACGACGACCAGGAUCUUCUUCAAAGGAUUUAGGGAUAAUCGCAAACUGUCCUCUUCUAUUCAAGUCCUUCACACCUCUCGACAUCGGAUAAAAGGAGGGUACAGCCGCUUCCCGACGCAAGUUACGCAACUCCACGUUGCAGCAUACUGGGGCUUACAGAAGCUCCUAAUCGUCCUCUGUCAAAGGGCCAUUGACAUUAACGGUCAAGACAGCUAUGGAGCGACUGCGCUGCAGUUGGCUGCCCAAAAUAACUACAGCCAAGGAGUACGAUUACUGCUUGAAAAAGGAGCCAAGAUCGACCUGCGCAAUGGUAAAGGCGAGACGGCUGUAGCCUGGGCGAGCAGACACGGCCACCUAGCAAUCCGCUUUAUGGUGACCAAGCGCAUGUUUGAGCGCAACGAGACCGCAGGCGGGCCUGCCCUUCUCGAGUACGAUGUGCUGCUCACACUUAACGGCAAGACCGUUACAAAAACCUCCGAUCUGGACGUCAUGUACUCGAACGAGGAGCUCGACACGGUCGUGGUGCGCGACUGUAAAGAGCUGAGCCUGAAGCUGCCUACCGUGGCGGCCCACGACGUCGAAACGACGCGCGCCGUGUCAUUUUGCGAGCGAUCUUCUAUGUGCCCAACUAUGCCGUCAACUAGCAGAUUAGCAGGCUUCUUAUACGGGCUGGCGCCGACGAAUCUUAUUACGCAUGUGAACGACAAGCCGAUGCCGGAUUUUGAGGCUUUUCUGAGGGAGGUGGUUAAGAUCCCGGAUAAUACUUACUUCCGCCUCCACGCCGUGACGUUAGACAACGUGCUGUGGGUGGUGGCAAUGAAGAAGAACGAGCACUACUUUCCUAACAUGGAGCUCAUCAAGGACCCUAGCGAGGAGUGUGGCUGGCGGAGGGUUACCUAUGAGGGCGGCAAGGUGAUUCGAGAAGGGGCCCCUGACGGCGUGGUGGCGCCCCCCGGAGAGAGCACCGAGAUGGAUGUUGAUGGCGGUGUGUGUUGA